AUGGCUGAAUUCGUACCAACUUCUAGGGAGCAAAACCAUCCCAUAGCUGAGUUGGGAUGUUCUAUUGAUCAGAUCACUCGACUGACGCCUCCUACUUUUGCAGGGAGUGCAGACCCGAUCCGAGUAGAGAAUUGGUUUCGGGAGAUUGAGAAGAUCUUGGUUGUUCUGUAUUGUAUGAAAGAGCAGAAGGUGGCUUAUGCAACGUUCAAAUUUACUAGAGAAGCUGGGAGGUGGUGGGAAUCGAAGUUUGACAGGGGUUUGAAGAAUGAGAUCCGGAAGCAGACGACUAUACUACAAAUUCAGGACUUUGCUACUAUGGUGGAUAAAGCCACUGUGGUAGAAGAGAGCCCGCAGGAGGAUACAGAGGUACAAUUUUCGAAGAAGAGGCCAGCACCACUCAGUUCUUAUUCAGGUGCAAGGAAAGUCACUUGGAAGAAAUAUGGUGGUGGUGAAGGCCAGCGGCAAAAGAUUGGUGGUGGUAUACCUCAGGGUACCACAUCUUCCUCAGCUUGUCCUACUUGUGGCAAGCGGCAUUCAGGGAAGUGUUUGUGGGGACUAGAUAUUUGCUAUCGGUGUGGUAAGCCAGGACAUAUGAUGCGUGAUUGUGGCAUACUAAGGAGCAAUGCACCCCCACAAUAG
Molecule: messenger RNA, 639 nt
Organism: Malania oleifera
Lineage: Eukaryota; Viridiplantae; Streptophyta; Magnoliopsida; Santalales; Ximeniaceae
Exons: 2
Coding region: 1-639 (212 amino acids)
Molecular function (GO): zinc ion binding; nucleic acid binding
Source: RefSeq, a predicted model, not a curated record